Molecule: messenger RNA, 3066 nt
Organism: Alosa sapidissima (American shad)
Lineage: Eukaryota; Metazoa; Chordata; Actinopteri; Clupeiformes; Clupeidae
Gene: hmgcs1
Product: 3-hydroxy-3-methylglutaryl-CoA synthase 1 (soluble)
Exons: 11
Coding region: 317-1897 (526 amino acids)
Biological process (GO): acetyl-CoA metabolic process
Molecular function (GO): hydroxymethylglutaryl-CoA synthase activity
Source: RefSeq, a predicted model, not a curated record
CGAUUGGUCGUGAAUGGUGCGUUUGGUCAAACAGAGCCCGGCGCACAGGUACAGCGCUCAUGAAAUAUAUAAAUAGAUGCUCACCGUUCUUCUGAUUAUUAUAGAUGCCAAGCAUUCAUUAAUCGAUAAGCCACAUAGGAUUUCUUUGAAGUAAUCAUUUUAUCAAGAGCAAAACAAUCGGUACUUCCUAUGAGGAAUUUGAACGGAAGAGGUACGUCUGCUAAUUUGUCCGGCUCCAUGGGCGUCAUCCGAAAUUGACCUUAUGAUCUCGUAGAAAAGGACUUUCCCUCUGACUGACAGUUACCUAGAACGCUAUAUGAUCGCAAGGUCUAACAGGAUGCCUGGAUCAGUCCCUGCAAGUGGUGAGGCCACCUGGCCUAAAGAUGUGGGUGUCAUCGCCCUGGAGGUGUACAUCCCCUCGCAAUAUGUGGAGCAGUCAGAGCUGGAGCAAUUUGACGGAGUCUCCGCGGGAAAGUACACCAUCGGCCUUGGCCAGGCGCGGAUGGGCUUCUGCUCUGACCGCGAGGAUAUCAACUCCCUCUGCAUGACGGUGGUCCAGAGGCUGAUGGAGAGAAACUGCCUGUCCUACGACUGCAUAGGCCGCCUCGAGGUGGGCACGGAGACCAUCAUCGACAAGUCCAAGUCGGUGAAGUCGGUCCUUAUGCAGCUGUUCGAGGAGUCUGGAAACACCGACGUGGAGGGCAUCGACACCACAAACGCAUGCUAUGGGGGUACGGCAGCCCUGUUCAACGCUGUCAACUGGGUGGAGUCCAGUUCUUGGGACGGCCGCUAUGCUCUGGUCGUGGCAGGAGACAUUGCCGUUUAUGCCACGGGCGGUGCCAGACCUACUGGUGGUGCCGGAGCAGUCGCCAUGCUUGUGGGCCCCAAUGCCCCACUGGCAUUUGACAGAGGUCUGCGGGGGACACAUAUGCAGCACGCCUAUGACUUCUACAAGCCAGAUAUGGUGUCCGAAUACCCGGUGGUGGACGGCAAGCUCUCCAUUCAGUGUUACCUGAGUGCGCUGGACCGCUGCUACAGUGUAUACCGCAACAAGAUCCACGCCCAGUGGCAGAGAGAGGGUGUCGACAAGCGUUUCAGCCUGGCGGACUUUGACUACAUGGUCUUCCACUCUCCCUACUGUAAGCUGGUGCAGAAGUCAUUGGCACGUCUCCUCCUCGACGACUUCCUGUCCCACCCUAAUCCCAACACUGAAAGUGGUUUAUACAGUGGCCUGGAGGCUUUUAGGGAUGUGAAACCAGAGGACACUUACUUUGACCGGGAUGUGGAGAAAGCUUUCCUGAAAGCGAGUGGGGAGAUGUUCGAGCAGAAGACUAAGGACUCUUUGCUGGUGUCCAACCAGAAUGGCAACAUGUACACCCCAUCUGUGUACGGCUGCCUAGCCUCUGUCAUUGCUCAGAGGACGCCUCAGCAGCUGGCUGGCCAAAGGAUUGGGGUUUUCUCGUAUGGCUCUGGGUUCGCUGCCACGCUCUACUCCAUUCGAGUCACACAGGACGCCACACCUGGGUCAGCACUGGAUAAGCUGGUGGCCAGCUUGAGUGAUCUCCAGGCCAGGCUGGACUCCAGGAAAAAAGUGUCUCCCGCUGUCUUUGCUGAGAACAUGAAACUGAGGGAGGAGACUCACCACUUAGCAAGCUACACACCCCAGGGUUCGGUGGAUGAGCUGUUUCCUGGCACCUGGUACUUGACACACGUGGACGAGAAGCACCGCAGGCAGUACUCCAGACGCUCACAGAGCGACGACACGCCUCUGGAAGCAGGCCUGGUCAACUCCACAACAAAAACAGAGCAUAUCCCCAGCCCGGCGAAAAAGGUGCCCCGUAUCCCUGCCUCCAAUGCUGGCCCUGGCCUCGUCACCAUUAGCAACGGGGAUCACUGAUUUGACCUCUAAGAGGUAUCAAAAUGGCAAUGGUUAUGGAAGAGGGAAACAUAAAAGGACGGAAAGCAACUGUUUCUGACCAAAUCCUCGCCGUAUCAAUAACUACUGUGUACCACAUGACUUAUUUUUUCAUCCCAGCUUGAUCACUCAAAAUUUAUUUUGCCAUCAUCAUUACUAUGCUUUAUGUUUUUGUCUAUUAUAUUUGAUUUUUGUUUUUUGUUUUUGUUUGUUUGUUUGUUUGUUUUAUUUGUUUUCUGUUUAUGUCUGUUUUUAAAAAAACAACACUCAUAGGACUGGUCUGAGUAUAUUAUGGACAUGGGGGAACUUGCAGUCCCCACCACCCAUUACAUGUAGGUGUGUGUCUAACCUGACUCUAGUAGGCAUAGCAAUGUUUUCACAAACCCAGAGCUGCAUAGUUCUCCCGGCGUCCAUGCUUGCAUUACGCUCACUAUCUUACCAUGGGCAUGACUUUAGGGGCAGGGAUUUCCCUCCUUAGGCCCAAACAGGAAGUAGAGCCUCCUGAAUUAAGGACUGAGGGUUUUUACAGGGAGCGGGAAGGGACAAAAAGGGAUGCCGGUCUUGUCCAUUUAUGUUUAUUUCACAGGUAUGAAAUGCUGCUGCUUCCUCCUCCUCCUCCUCCACAUGUUGGAACCACUUAGUGGCCGGACAACCUUAACACACCUGCAUAGUUGAUGGUUUUCCCAAAUACCUCGUUUAGCAAAGGAAUGGGUAGUUAGAGUGACUGUGCGUGUUGUUGUCUGUUGCAACCACUGUGACCAGCGGAAUAAGAGACCUAUGCAGACUGUUCAGUCAAUGGCACUUAACAGAAAUUCAAGUUUGAGAAUGUUGGUCUGCGUACGUGGUCCAAUUAAGGAAUGGUGCAGUUAGUAUGUGUAAGCAGUUGACACAUUAUUUGAAUGAGUUAAUAUUUAAUGCAUUUUAAUAUUCCUCCGAAGGAGAGGAUGAACAUCUUUUUUCCUUAAUCUGGAACUGUAUUAAUUAUUUAACUAUAUUAACUAAAAAAAGAAUUCCAGCAAUUUUGCUGGCAUUGAACCAAUAUAAGACAUUUUAUAAUGAAAAAGUAAUGAAAGAAUGGAAAAAUUGUAUAUUAUGAAAUACAAUAGUUUUGUUGGAUUGCAUAGGGAGUAAAUAAACUUGCCUCCCACUGA